Molecule: messenger RNA, 13205 nt
Organism: Synchiropus splendidus (mandarinfish)
Lineage: Eukaryota; Metazoa; Chordata; Actinopteri; Syngnathiformes; Callionymidae
Gene: fras1
Product: Fraser extracellular matrix complex subunit 1
Exons: 72
Coding region: 343-12324 (3993 amino acids)
Biological process (GO): cell communication
Cellular component (GO): membrane
Molecular function (GO): protein binding
Source: RefSeq, a predicted model, not a curated record
CAAACAAGUCCGGCGUCACGAAUGAAGACACGAAUUCUAUCGGCGGACCGUGGGUGGUGGUCCUCCUGGAGGGGGCGGGUCGGGAGCGUUGUGAGGAGAUUCUGGACCUGAUCCAUUGAAUCCACCUGCGUGUCCGGUUCUGGACGACAAGUAACACUCGGCAGGUCGGACGGAACCGGACCUGGCCCGGUUCGAGGAUCCGCACCGGAUCAACUUCUGGAUCUGAAGCGCACACCAGCCUCGCUGUCUUCAGACCGACAGCAUGACCGCCUGGUUCAUCUGAACCGCGGGCAAAACGUUCGCUUCCCUCGGCGACUCGAUCUGGACUGACCGCCGGCGAACAUGCGCGCACUCCGACUGCUGGUUAUGGUGCUGCUCUGGGUCCUGGCGGGGGUGCGGACGACUCACGGAGCCUGUGUCUACGAGGGAGCGCUGCACGAGAACAACACGUCAUGGAGGCCCGAUUCCUGCCAGGGCUGCAGCUGUCAAGACAACGUGGUCGUCUGCAGAGCCGUACGCUGCCCAAACCCCAACUGUGACCCCCAGAGGGGUGAGCUACUGCGGAUCCCAGCGGGAGACUGCUGUCCUGUGUGUGUGUCGUCGUCUCAGAACUCGUGUCAGCACGAGGGAGAAACAUUCGGGCACGACAGUCAGUGGAGCCCGGCGCCCUGUUCCGUCUGCGUCUGCUCCCGAGGGGAAGUCACGUGUGGGCCACCCCGCUGCCACUCUGUCACCUGUCCUGCCGAUCACCAGCUGUUCACCCCCCCUGGAGAGUGUUGCCCCAAGUGUGCACGCAAUGGACGGUCCUGCUCCUGGCAGGGAUCCCUGUACAGGGACGGGGACGAGUGGAAGUCUAGCCAGUGCUCCAGGUGUGUGUGCAGUGACGGGGACGUCCAGUGUUCUGUGGUGGAGUGCCCACCCGUUGCCUGCACACCACAGGAAAAUCUGGUCAUCCAGCCCGGGAAGUGUUGUCCACAGUGUGUGUCCGACCCCUGCCUGUCUGCUGGGAAGCAGUACCAGAAUGGACAACAGUGGCAGAAAAACUCCUGCACCACGUGCGUGUGUGACCAUGGCCAGUCCAAGUGCCAUAUCAGCAGCUGCCAACCCAUCUCCUGUGAAAAGGGUCAGGUGAAGGUCAAGCGUGCGGGUCAGUGCUGCGAGGAGUGUGUGGCAGCCAGAGGCAGCUGUCUCCACGAGGGGGUGGCUCGUUACCAUGGUGACAUGUGGAACUCCAGCAACUGCAAGUUCUGCAGCUGCACCCGGGGCCACGUUUUGUGCCGGCGGGCCGAGUGUGGACGCGUCCAGUGUCUAGAGGGUUCAGAAGUUCGUCUCCUGCCUGGAAAGUGCUGCCCCGAGUGUUUGGCGAAGAGAACUUCAUGUGUUCACCGCGGCAAGUCCUACAAGGAUGCAUCUCGUUGGACUGACAGCCCCUGCCAGGCCUGCGAGUGUCACAACGCUGAGGCCACCUGCUACGUGCGCACCUGUCCCACCUGUCCACCAGGCACUCUGACCGUCGCCCACGCUGACCGCUGCUGCCCCGAGUGUCACCCAGUCCAGUGCCACAGAGAUUGCUUGUCCUGUUCGGGGUCUCCAGACCACUGUGACUCCUGCAAGGACCCCAAGUCUGUCCUCCAUCGGGGCCGCUGUCUGACCUCCUGUCCUGCUGGAUUCUUCACCAAUGGAACCACAUGUGAAGCUUGCCGUGCCUCCUGCUCCUCCUGCUCCAGUGGCCUGGACUGCCAGUCCUGCAGCUCGCAGCGGCCCCUGCUGAGUCCUGAUGGCGACCAGUGUGUGAACUCCUGUCCUGCUGAUUCCUACCAGCACGACCUCCGACGCUGUCGUCGGUGUCACCACUCGUGUUCCACCUGCUCCGGUCCGAGUCAGCAGGAGUGCACGUCAUGCUCCGGUCCUGCUGCCUUGCUCAAAGCAGGGGAGUGUGUGAGCGAGUGUGGCGAUGGAUUCUACGGUCGAGAGGGCGUGUGUGUCGCCUGCGACUCCUCCUGUGCUUCCUGUUUCCCCGACAGCCCUGUGUGCAGCAGCUGCCCUGCAGGGGCUGCGCUGCAUCAUGGGAUGUGUAUUUCUCAGUGCCCGACACAGCACUACAGGGACCAGAGCAGCAGAUGCAGAGCGUGCCACGCCUCCUGCUUGUCCUGUCACGGGCCAGCACCGUCACAGUGCCUCAUGUGUGCAGACGAUCUUCUCCUCCACCAGGGGGAGUGUGUGGAUGCCUGCGGUGACGGACUUUUCACCCUGGACGGCGGCUGCCACAACUGUCACCCGUCGUGCCGUUCAUGCGUUGGGCCGCGGGCCUCUGACUGUUUGCGCUGCAGCAAAGCAGACGAGGUUUUGCUGCUCUCGCCGUCCUCCAGUCACGGUAUCUGUGCGGCAGCAUGCCCCGCCCACAGCUUCCUCGACCCCACGCACACCUGCGCAGAGUGUGACACGUCCUGCUGGACCUGUCUGGGACCGUCAGCUGAAAACUGCACAUCCUGUUCCCCCCCUGCCAGCUUGCAGGAUGGGCGCUGUGUGCACACCUGCCAACAGGGGGCGUUUGUGCAGGACCAAGAAUGUCACAAGUGCCACCCCUCCUGCCUCACGUGCUCUGGACCCUCGCAGGCGGACUGCACCUCCUGCCCCCUACAGGCCACCCUGCAGAGCGGCUAUUGCAGGAGCAGCUGUCAAGACGGACGCUACCUCAACCCUUCCACCGGGAGCUGUCUCAAGUGCAGCUCAGACUGCCAGCGCUGCACGGCCGACCUUCAGACUGGGGUGGGGAGUGUGUGUCUCUGGUGUAAGUCAGCUCGGAUGCUGCUGCUCGGUGACCACUGCGUCUCUCAGUGUCCAACGGGAAGAUUCCAACUGCAUGGCGCCUGCAUCAGAUGCCAUACAUCAUGUGACACCUGCAGUGGUGCUGGGCCUCUGUCAUGCACUUCCUGUCCCGCCUCCACCUUCCUGUUGCCAUCCGGACUGUGCGCUCCCGAGUGUCCUCAGGGUCACUAUGAAGAGGGUCAGCGUGUCUGCCGGGCUUGCGACACUCAGUGUCUCACCUGUGACCCGAGUGGCGCCUGCACUUCCUGUCGGGAUCCCAGCAAGGUUCUGCUGUUUGGAGAAUGUCAGUACGACAGCUGUGCGCACCAGUACUACCUGAACACCAGCAGCCGCGCCUGCAGAGAGUGCGACUGGAGUUGUAACACCUGUAGGGGCCCUCAGCGCCAUGACUGUGUCCAGUGCAUGGAUGGACUGGUGCUGCAGGAUGGCGUUUGCUCCCAGGCCUGUGGGGACGGCUUCUUCUUGGACGGCGACCGGUGUGUCGCCUGUGACGAUGGCUGCCUCCAGUGUCUCGGCCCUGCUCGCUGUCAGAGGUGUCGAUCUCCUCAUGUCGCCCUACGGGGUCACUGUGUCCUCCAGUGUGGGCAGCGCUUCUUCCUGGAUGCCGCCACACGAGUGUGCAAAGCUUGCUCCACUGACUGCGUUCUCUGCGACGGUGUGGGCCUCUGCCGGGCAUGUCGGGAAGGAACCUUCAUGAUGGAGGGCUACUGCACCCCUGACUGUGGGCAUGGAUACUACCAGGAUGCUCAGACCAGAAGCUGCCUCGUGAAUGCUGCCCCGCCUGCUCUGCAAGUUCUGGGGUCUCUUCUGGUCCCUCUGGGCGGGCGGGCUGCCCUGGUUCCAAGUCUGCUCCAGGUCAGCGACCCCGACAGCCCAGUGGAGAGGAUGUCCUUCCAUCUGGUCCAAGGUCCAAGAAGUGGACAUCUUGUUCUGCUCGUGCGGGACCAGGAUGGUGAGGUGGGAGCGCAGGCCCGGGACCAGGAGCUGCACAAGGACGACACCUUCACCUGGAACCAGCUGAGUACAGGACAAGUCCAGUUUGUUCACCACAGAGGGAAACCCAGGACUGACUCGUUUUCUCUUCGAGUUUCCGACACGCAACUUUCCUCUCAGCCGCACAUGGUCCAGGUCCAAGUGGUGUCCAUGCAGCCCCCGCGGGUUCUCGCUCUAGCCCCACUCCACCUUGAAGCUCCUGGCACAGCUGUCACUCUCACCAAGUCAGUCCUGCAGGUGGACGACCCUGACAAUCCAUCAGAUGUCCUGCUCAUGGUCCUUGAGCCGCCCAAUCAUGGCCGACUGAGCCGUCUCCACAGCGACCGCGCGCUAAGCCAGUUUAAGCUGGACGAGCUGUUGCGAGAGCAGAUCCGCUACAUCCACGAUGGGUCGUUGGCGCCGGAGGACACUGUGCUGCUGCAGGUCAAUGAUGGGCACAGCUACCAGAACCUCCUGCUGCUGGUUCAAAUCUCGCAGAAGAUGUCUGGCGCCUCUCACACCCUCGCUGGUCUGGGCUCUGCCUGGGUGAAGGAGGGUGGCAUGGUGCGGUUAGACCGGAAGCAGCUGAACACUGAGGUCAUCGGCGUGGCCAGUGAGGAUGUGGUGUACAACCUCAUCCCUGCACAAGGGCGGCCAAGACAUGGUGAGGUGGUGCUGGUGCCCAUGCCGGCAGAUGGCCCGGCUGAGCGGUGGCGCCCCCUAGUGAGCGACAGCUUCACGUCCACCACCUCCUUCACCCAGCAGGACGUGAACGACGGCAGCGUGUGGUACCGACACUUGGGCGGUGCAGCAACUAGUGACUCCUUCCAGUUCAAGGUUUCCACGCCGGCACUGCAGCAGGGCGACGCUCAGACCUUCACCGUUGGAGUUCUUCCACAGAUCCCUGGAUUCCCUCAGCUGGACCCUGAAUGUGACCUGCAGGUCACGGCUCUGGAGGACCGCGUCACAGAGCUCACUCCUUCAGCUCUGUCCUUCAUUGACUCAGAAACUCCGAGCCAGAAACUCGUCUACAACAUCACUAAACCUCUGCAGCUGGGUCAAGGGGCGAUCGAGCACCGGGACAGGCCUCACGUGGCUGCCACUGUGUUCACACAGGACGAUGUCAACAGAGGGAAGAUCAUCUACAGACCUCCAGCUGCCCCGUCACACCUGCAGGAGCUCUACCAGUACUCCUUCAUCGGUCUGCCUGAGUCCCUGAGCGUCUACUUCACUGUUUCUGACGGAGAACACACAACUCCAGAAAUGGAUUUUGCUGUUCUACUUCUGGCAAAUCAUCAGCAGCCUCCGGUGUUCCAGGUCCUAGACCCGCUUCUGGAGGUGACCCGAGGGGGAGAGGCCGCUAUAGGAGGCCAGCAACUCGCGGUCAGUGACGCCGACACAGCUCCAGACGACUUGGAGUUCGAGCUGGUGGAAGCACCGCUGCAUGGCGAGCUGAUGAAACGUGAUGGACUCACAUACACCGGCAUGCAGAACGGCGACAUCUUCAGCUUCAGUGACGUCACUCAGAGCCUUUUGGUCUACCGACACUCCGGACUGUCCACACAAGAGGACGCCAUCACCUUCUCAGUCAGCGAUGGCAUCUCCAUGGUGACCACAGUGAUGCAUGUGCAGGUUCUGGGCGCAAACAGCGAAGGUCCGCAGAGAGACCCGGCCGCCACGCUGUCGCUAGAGGUGGCAAAGAAGAGCAGCACGGUGAUCCGCCGUGCACACUUGGCCUUCACCGAUGACGAGUCUCCAGAUGAGAAGAUCCGGAUCCAGUUGGUGUCAGUUCCAAUGUACGGUGUCCUGACGCUGACCAAGGCCAAGCAAGAAGAGCUGCAGCUGCAGGAGUACUACACCUUCACAAUGGAGGACGUGACCCAGAACCGGCUCAGAUAUGUCACCUCACUGGACACCGGUAGCCAGCCCAUUACGGAUGUUUUCCACUUUGUGGUUUAUGACAGCGACAACAACCGCUUAGACAACCAGAUGUGCACCAUUACCAUCACCCCGUCGCCACGACAGCCACCAACCGUCACCGUCCGCAGCGGCGUCAAGGUGCAAGAGGGUGGUCGGGUCCAGCUAUCCACCAACCACAUUAUCGUGUCGGACCUGGACACACCCAGGAAGGAGCUGCAGGUCUGGCUCGUCAGCCCACCGAGGUUCGGCUACAUCCAGAACACAGGCAAAGGGGUCUCUGUUGGAGGAUCCGAGACUGUCAGACCUGGUGUCCCCUUCUCGGUGGAGGACCUGACCUCAGACCACAUCUUCUACGUCCAAGAUGGCAAGAAACACGCUGGCACUCAGCAGGAUGUGUUCAGCUUCUACAUCAGUGACGGACACAGUCAGACAGAGAACUUCAACCUGGAGAUUCUCAUCCAGCAGAGCCAUGAGGACAGAGAGCCGCUGGUGUCGGUCAGCAGCGUGCAUGUGGAGGAAAACUCUGGAGUUGUCAUCACAAACUCGUCUCUGAACGUCCAGGACCAGGACACACCUGAGAAUGAGAUCCUGUUCACUGUCGUGAACAAACCUGCUCAUGGGAAGCUGCGCAGACGUCAAUUCUACUCACAGCCACUGCAGAAUGGCCGUGUGCUCUCUCAAGGCUCCACCUUCACCUACCAGGAUGUGCUGGACCAGCUGCUAGUCUACACGCCCGAGAGUGUUGGCGGGGGGUCCGACACGCUGGACUUCACGCUGACCGAUGGCAUCUACACCCACAGAGGCCGUCUGGAGUUCAGCGUGAACAAACGGAGGAGCGAGGCACCGAGGAUGACUGUCAACAGAGGCCUGCAGCUGCCGGCAGGUUCUUCGGCCAAGAUCACGGAGCAGAACCUGAAGGGAACAGACCUGGACUCCGACAACCUGAAGCUGGAGUACGUGCUGACCUCUGACCCGCAGAGUGGACGUCUUCUGCUCAGCAAGAGAGGACACUCGGACAACAUCUCAGUGAAGGGUCCCAUCCAGAGCUUCACCCAGGAUGAUGUCAACAGAGGUCUCCUUCAGUUCAGCCACCAGAAAAGCCAGGAGGGAGGCAGCGUGUCGUUCAAGUUUGACCUGCUGGACCCAGAGGGCAACAAGCUCAUGGACCAGUCCUUCUUCAUCAGCAUUAUUGAGGACCGUCUGCCCCCCUCCGUGGUGGUCAACAAGGGUCUGGUUCUAGAUGAGAACUCAGUGAAGAAGCUGACCACCCUGCAGCUGUCGGCCAGUGACCAGGACAGUGAGCCCGCUGAGCUGCUGUACCGGGUCACCAAGCCGCCGGGCCUGGGUCACCUGGAGCUUGCCACCAGUCCAGGUAGCAGAAUCAACUCCUUCACCCAGGCUGACCUCGCGUCUCGUAGCGUUCAGUACGUUCACACCAGCGAGGAGGAGAAACAUGCUGACCAGUUCUCCUUUGUUGUGACCGACGGGACCAAUGAGGUGGCUCAGACCUUUUACAUCACUAUCAGGCCCGUGGAUGACUCGCUGCCUCUGCUCCACGUUCCCGGGAUGCGAGUUCAGGAGGGUGUGCGGAAGACCAUCACAGAGUUCGAGCUGAAGGCCACAGACGCAGACACAGAGGCUGAGUCCAUCGUCUUCUCCGUGGUCCAGCCUCCUCGCCAUGGAACCAUAGAGCGCACCAGCAACGGGCAGCACUACCGUCAGACCAGCACCUUCACCAUGGAGGACGUCUACCAGAACCGGGUCAGCUACAACCACGACGGCUCCAACUCCCUCAAGGACCGCUUCAGCUUCUCUGUGACGGACGGAACAAACGCCUUGUUCCUGGUGGAAGAGGGCGGCCGAGAGACUGUCACAGCAGCUCCUCAGAAGUUCAAGAUCGAGAUCCUGCCAGUGGAUGACGGAACACCGCGCAUCAUCACCAACCUCGGCCUGCAGUGGCUGGAAUAUAUGGACCACAAGGCAACCAACCUGAUCAGCAAGAAGGAGCUGCUGACUGUGGACCCGGACACUGACGACGGUCAGCUGGUGUACGAGGUCACCACAGAGCCAAAGCUGGGCUUCCUGGAGAGCAAGCUGAAGCCGGGAACUCGCAUCAGCACCUUCACUCAGGCCGACAUCAACGUGGGUCUGAUCCGCUAUGUUCUGCAUGAGGAGAACCUGCAGGAGACCUCAGACCUCUUCAAGUUCCUGGUCAAGGACAGUAAACCCAACGUUGUGAGUGACAACGUCUUUCACAUCCAGUGGUCCCUCAUCAGCUUCCAGCACAGCAGCUACAACGUUAGCGAGAAGUCUGGCAUUGUCUCAGUGACGGUGAAACGGACUGGGAACUUGAACCAGUACGCCAUCGUCCUGUGCCGCACCGAGCCAGGCAGCGCCACGUCCAGCAGCAGCGUCGGGUCAGCACCGGGUCAGCAGGACUAUGUGGAGUACGCUGGGCAGGUCCAGUUCGACGAGCGCGAGCACACGAAGGUGUGCAGUAUUGCCAUCAACGAUGACUCCGUCUUCGAGGGCUUUGAGAGCUUCACGGUAGAGCUCAGCAUGCCAGUGUACGCGCUGCUAGGCGCCACAACGCGUGCCACAGUGCACAUCAACGACACAGAGGAUGAGCCGGCGCUGCAGUUUGACCAGAAGACUUACCAUGUGAACGAGAGUGGAGGCUUUGUGCGCGCACCUGUACUGAGGAGAGGGGACACGUCCGGCACGGUGUCGGUGCUCUGCUACACUCAGUCCCGGUCAGCCAGGGGCAGCAGCCUUCACGCUCUGGAGUCCGGCUCCGACUUCAAGAGUCGCGGGAUGAGCAAGGACAGCCGGGUGGUGUUCGCACCCGGUGUCAGCAUGGCCACCUGCGACGUUACGCUCAUCGACGACAGCGAGUAUGAACUGUCGGAGGAGUUCCAGGUGAUGCUGUCUGACGUCUCGGAAAAUGCCCGCCUGGGGGACAUCACUGGGGCCCGGGUGGUGAUCAAUGGACCCAAUGAUGCGUCCACAGUCUCACUUGGGAACCUCACAUAUACCUUCAGUGAAGAUGCGGGAACCAUCGAAAUCUCGGUGCUGCGUUACGGCAGUGACCUCUCCUCGACUGCGUCCGUCUGGUGUGCCACUCGACCAACUGACCCUCAGUCCGCCAGCCCAGGUGUUGACUAUGUCCCCAGUUCCAAGAAGAUUGAGUUCAAACCGGGAAAAACUCUGGAGAUCUGCAGUCUGACUGUACUGGACGACGUCCAGAACCCUGUCAUUGAAGGCCCGGAGUCAUUCCUGGUCUUUCUCAGUUCUCCUCAUGGCGCCGUCCUGCAGGAGCCGCACGAGGCCUCCGUCAUCAUCAGCGACUCCUUCCUGGACAUACCCAGCAUGCAGUUUGAGAAGUCCUCGUACACGCUGAAGGAGUCAGACGGCGUUCUUCAUGUCCCGGUCAUCAGAACUGGCGACAUAUCGGUCCAGUCGUCGGUCCGUUGCUUCACGCGGACGAUGUCAGCGCUGGUGAUGGACGACUUUGAGGAGCGGCGGAAUGCAGACGAGUCCAGGAUCACGUUCCUGAAGGGCGAGAAGGUGAAGAAUUGCAGCGUCCAUGUGCACGAUGACUCGGUCUUCGAGCCUCGCGAGGAAUUCCAGCUGCAUCUGGGGACGCCGCUUGGUGACCACUGGAGCGGCGCCAUGGUGGGAGCCAACGACAUAGUGACCAUCACCAUCAGCAACGACGAAGAUGCUCCGACCAUCCUGUUCCAGCAGUCAUCCUAUCAGGUCCGUGAGCCGCCAGGCCCAGACGGGGUGGAGAUUCUGAAUAUCCGUGUCAAUCGCCACGGCGACCUGGACCGAACGUCCAAGAUCCGCUGCAGUACACGAGACGGAUCGGCUCAAUCUGGGGUGGACUACAAUCCAAAGAGCCGAGUGCUCAAGUUCACACCAGGUCUGGACCACAUCCUUUUCCCGGUGGAGAUUCUGUCCAACGAAGACCGGGAGUGGCAUGAGUCCUUCUCUCUGGUCCUCGGACCCGAUGAUCCAGUGGAGGCGGUACUGGGGGAGAUCACCACGGCGACGGUUACCAUUCUGGACCAGGAGGCUGCGGGCAGUCUUAUCCUCCCAGCCCCCCCCAUUGUGGUCUCUCUGGCUGACUAUGACCACGUCCAGGAGAUGACCAAGGAGGGCAGCAAGAAGACCCCCUCACCCGGCUACCCACUUGUGUGUGUCACCCCGUGUGACCCCCACUAUCCCAAGUUCUCGGUGAUGAAGGAGCGCUGUGAGGAGGCGGGAAUCAACCAGACCCAGGUCCACUUCUCCUGGGAAGUGGCAGCACCAACCGACACCAACGGAGCACGCUCACCUUUUGAAACGGUGACUGACACAACGCCGUACACCGGCGUGAACCACAAGGUUCUGGACAGCAUCUACUUCAGCCGACGCUUCCACGUCCGCUGUGUGGCUCAGGCCAGAGACAAGGCUGGUCACCUGGGCACUCCACUGAGGAGCAACAUCGCCACCAUCGGUACAGAGGGCUCGAUCUGUCACACACCAGUCACCACGGGGACAGCUCGGGGAUUCCAGGCCCAGUCCUUCAUUGCCACACUCAAGUACCUUGAUGUCAAGCACAAAGAACAUCCCAACCGGAUUCACAUCUCAGUGCAGGUGCCGCACCAGGACGGCAUGCUGCCCCUGGUGUCCACCAUGCCACUGCACAACCUCAACUUCCUGUUGUCAGAGUCCAUCUACCGACAACAACACGUCUGCUCCAACCUUGUGACUCUGAAGGACCUGACGGGCCUGUCCGAGUCGGGCUUCCUGGACGACAUGUCGUACGAUCGGAUCUCUCUCGGACCGGGCUUUGACCGCCCGUACCAGUUCGACGCCCAGGUCCGGGAGCCCAAGACCCUGCUGCUGUACAAGCACCUGAAUCUGAAGAGCUGCAUCUGGACCUUCGACGCCUUCUACGACAUGACAGAGCUCAUCGACGUCUGCGGCGGCUCUGUCACUGCCGACUUCCAGGUCCGGGACUCGGCCCAGUCCUUCCUGACCGUGCAGGUGCCGCUCUACGUGUCCUACAUCUAUGUGACGGCGCCACGAGGCUGGGCCUCUCUGGAGCACCACACUGAGAUGGAGUUCUCCUUCUUCUACGACACUGUUCUGUGGAGGACCGGGAUCCAGACCGACAGCGUGCUGUCAGCUCGACUCCAGAUCAUCAGAAUCUUCAUCCGAGAAGACGGUCGACUGGUCAUUGAGUUCAAGACUCACGCCAAGUUCAGAGGUCAGUUUGUCCUUGAGCAUCACACACUGCCGGGUCACAAGUCCCACCUGAUGGCACCGGACCACCUCGGAGGCAUCGAGUUCGACCUGCAGCUGCUGUGGAGCGCUCAGACUUUCGACUCGCCGUACCAGCUGUGGCGAGCCACCAGCUCUUACAGCAGGAAGGACUACUCUGGCGAGUACACGGUCUUCCUGGUGCCCUGCACCGUGCAGCCCACGCAGCCGUGGGUCAACCCGGGAGAGAAACAGCUGUCCUGUACAGCGCACGCCCCCGAGAGGUUCCUCUUGCCGAUCGCGUUCCAGCAGACCAACCGGCCGGUGCCCGUGGUCUACUCCCUCAACACGGAGUUCCAGCUCUGCAACAACGAGAAGGUUUUCCUGAUGGAUCCAGCCAGCAUCGACGUCUCCAUGAACGAGAUGGACUACAAGGGUGCCUUCUCCAUGGGUCAGACGCUCUAUGGCCGAGUGCUGUGGAAUCCCGACCAGAACUUGAACUCUGCCUACCGGUUGCAGCUGGAGAAGGUCUACCUGUGCACCGGCCGGGACGGCUACGUGCCUUUCUUUGACCCCACGGGGACACUGUACAACGAGGGUCCUCAGUACGGCUGCAUCCAGCCCAACAAGCACCUGAAGCACCGGUUCCUGCUGCUGGAUCGUAAACAGCCUGACGUUUGUGACCAGUACUUCCACGACGUUCCCUUCGAGGCUGACUUUGCCUCAGACAUCCCUGAGCUCCGUCCGGUGACGGCCAUGCCUGGCGUGGACGGAUUUACCAUGAAGGUUGAUGCCCUUUACAAGGUGGAGGCGGGUCACCAGUGGUACCUACAGGUAAUUUACGUGAUCAGUCCCGAGUCCCGGUCGGGUCCCAGAAUCCAGCGCUCUGUCACCUACCAGCUUAGCCGGCCCAGACGCGAUCUGGUGGACCGCAGCGGCCGUCUGACUCUGGACGAGUCGCUCAUCUAUGACAACGAGGGCGACCAGGUGAAGAACGGCACCAACAUGAAGUCGCUGCGUCUGGAGGUGGCGCCAUCCGCCACCUACCGCGCCCACACCGGGGGCUCUGUGGCCGGGGGCGUGGCCGCCGUCAGUCUGCUGGUCCUGGUCCUGCUGGCCGGUUGCUUCCUGUUCCGCCGCUGCCGGGUCCUGGGCACCAAGGCGACAGCCCAGGCAUGCGAAGAGUAUCCUCUCAACACCAAGGUGGAGGUCUGCAUGGACAAGAGCCUGCAGAAGAACUUCGGCACGGUUCGCAACGUCAACCUCCUGCCCCAGGAGCCCAGAGCCAAAGUCAAGCAGGUCAACCUGCAGGUCAAAGUUCACAACAACCUGAGCGACGGCACCGAGGUGUGAACCACUGGGAGCACUGCGGUCCCACCUUCGGUUUUGAACUUUUUUACAUCUCCAUAUUUGAACUCUUUUGUACCAAGUGUAUUUUUCUAGUAUGGGACUCGAGCCCUCGCCACCUGCCGAGUCCUUCACCAGUCUAUGACCUGCUGCAUGAGUUACCUCACUGGAGUAAACCACGUGACCAGCUGAGUCAGGGUCCGAGGCAGAGGAACAGGAAGUGGCGAGGAGUCAUGUGACUCUGCAGAAGAGGAAGAACGGUCAGAGUAAAACAAUAAUAAGCAGGUGAAUCCUGAGCGAGCGUCGCACCUCAGGUGCUCAUGAGAGGAACUCGAGCAUCAUUCUAAUCAGAAUGCAAAUGUGAUGACUGAUGACUUCCUGUUGAGUCCUCAGUGGGCUCAACAGGAAGUCUGCCACUACCUUCGUCCACAGGAGACUGGGAUUCUGCUCACGGCACGAUAGUGAGGUCACUAGUGUGCGCUACCCAAGUCUCCUGCCGCCAAAGAGAUUCACUUUGUCCAAACAUACGACCAUCUUUCCCUUUGCCGAGGACUGGUGUCCAGGUCAGAACCACAGCCACUGAGAGCUUUCUCUGCUGUCCGUCUGUGGAGUUGUUGGUUUGGUGCUACAUUUGCCUUUGUCGAAUCACUGGUUCGUGUUCUCUGGUGCCUUUUUAAAAUUGAAUUCUAAUAAACUCACAAAUGUGAUGGUUGUGUGUGUCCUCUGCUGCCCCACUUGGCUGCCUGUGUGUUUGUAUUUAAACUUAUCUAUCCUAGCGAGAACCUGUUUUGGAGAAAACACAUCCUUGUGGGGACAUUUUGCCAGAACCCACAAGGUAUGGCCUCCAUUUGAGCUUGAAGACUAAAAUAAAUGGGUUUCAGUUUGGU